Messenger RNA from Oreochromis aureus, 4298 nucleotides. RefSeq names its product mitogen-activated protein kinase 8 interacting protein 2 (gene mapk8ip2). The coding region runs from base 414 to 4241 and encodes 1275 amino acids. Gene Ontology annotation, molecular function: protein binding. The record is from RefSeq and is a predicted model, not a curated record. Lineage: Eukaryota; Metazoa; Chordata; Actinopteri; Cichliformes; Cichlidae. Gene Ontology annotation, biological process: regulation of JNK cascade. The transcript is spliced from 14 exons. Gene Ontology annotation, cellular component: cytoplasm.
CUGUCUCCGCACUGCUGGCCUGUAUCUGUUGUGUGUCACGGGCAGCAUCACAGCGGCAGACAUUUGGAGAGAAAAACACGGACUGCGGAUACAAAUUGCCCGCUUCAUGUUUUGCAAGGACAUAACCGGGGAACACAGAGAUUUCCGUGUUACUGCGCGCUGCCGCUGAAGCUCUUUUUUUUGUCUUAUUUGCCUUGACACCCCUCCUUAUACUGCCUGUGUGGAUGGUUGACUGCAGAUUUCAUGGUGCUGAGCAGGCUUGUCUGAUUGAAGGCUUGCGGCCAGGGGGGCAUCUGUGGGGCCGCAGAUAGAGAAACCUCUGUCCACUGUCCUGUCCCGUGCACUGUAAUUGUGAAUGGACUGCGCUCCCUCCGUGAUUUUCUGCAGUCGCUCUGAGUCAUUUGUAGAAGAAGAUGGCGGACAGGGCUGAGAUGUUUUCCCUAUCCACCUUCCAUUCUCUCUCUCCUCCUGGAUGCAGGCCAGCCCACGACAUCAGCCUGGAGGAGUUUGAUGAUGAAGAUCUCUCUGAAAUCACAGAUGACUGUGGGAUUGGACUCAACUAUGAUUCUGACCCAUAUGAGAAGGACUCCCUUAUUCUGGAGAAGAAUGACAUACACCACCCAGUCUGCUCCUUUCAGGACGACUUUCAAGAGUUUGAGAUGAUUGAUGAUGAAGAUGAAGAUGACGAGGAGGAAGAUGAAGAGGAUGAAGAGGUUGAUCCUGAUGCACCUCCCUCCCCCUCAGCCUCCCCUCCUCCUUCUCCUACUCUUGGCACUCUAAAGAGCAGACCCACCACACUGAACCUAACCACUGCUGUGUCGCAGGAUUCACUGAACAACAAUAGCAGUCUAUCCCCAAAGAAAGGAAGCUGGCAGGACUCUUUGCGCAACCCAGCCUCACAGGGUCGUCUGUCUCCAACCCACUCAUGUCUGGAGGAUGGUAGCCAUGUGACAGGCCAGUGCCCAGCCUCUCCAAUUUCCCAGGUCCCAGGGUCCCAGAGCAAAGGUACUCCACCAAAUCAGACAGGGGAGGGCGGGAACCCCCAGUCUCCUCAUAGGCCCCUCCUCUGCGACAUGGAGGGCAACAGGCGAGAGAGGCCCGAAUACGGCUCGUUUGGUCAACAUAAGUCUCACCCAUGUUCUGGUGAUGCUACCGAUCCAAAGGCUGAUCCCUCAAUACAGACAACCAGAGUACCCUCCGUAGAUGAGCACUCCCAGUGUUCGGACACAGAGGUGGACCACGAUCUCAACAGCGACCACAACCACAAGCACUCAAACCGGCGUGCUACUGAUACCUACACCAUCACCAGCGAGUCAGGCAUGGAGCCAGAGAAUGACCUAGAUCCAGAUGGAACCAGCCGCUGCUUGUCAUCCACCGCACCCAUGGGAGCUAACGAUGGUGCAGAUACACCCUUGUCUGAUGAGGAGCUGGAGAAAGACUUUGACGUAGAGUUUAUGUGUAAGGAGGCCUACGAUAUGGUUUGUAAGGAGAAUCACUCAUCAUAUGUGGAAUUCCCCUCCAUUGAACCCUCUGAGCCCGCUUCCUUCUCUAGUUAUGUUUCAUCUAGCCACUCAGAAAAUAUCGACCAGUCCAACAGUUCAGAUGCUCGAGAAGCGUCGAAUGUGGAGGCAGCAGCUAACGACUCCACCUCUCCAUCCUCAGACCCAGGAAUAGCAGAUAUGAACCAACGGGGUUAUGUGACUUCAGACCAGGACAAAGACCUUAGCUCUCCAGGCUCUGAUUCUGACAUUGAAGGGGAGCUGGAAGCAGCAUUUGCUUGUGGUGGUCCUGUUGUCUCCAACAUGAUCUCAUCAAUCUCAGAGACAGAGCUGGACUUGACCAGUGAUGAAAGUAGUAGUGGACGCUCAUCUCACCUUACCAACUCCAUCGAGGAGGCCAGCUCACCUACGUCAGAUCAGGAACUGGAUCCAGACACAGAGUUGGAGCAGGACAGUGGAAUUGUUGGUCUGAAAACAUCUCUACUUCUAGGUCAGCCAGAUCCAAUCAAAGAAGGCUCUCCUCUACCCUCUCCAUCCCCACUACCCUCGCCCACAAUUGCUACACCAUCUCCCGUUGAUUCACCUAUCUUACCCCGUGAGGCCUAUGACGAUGGUCAAGCUCUUACAGGGCUGCAGAAUGUGGAUGAAGACCUGCCCUGCGAGCACCAAGCUGACCCAGAUGAGACACUUCCUCCAGCUCAAUGCAGUGAGGAUAGUCUCUCCAGACAGAUGGUGCUCCAGAUAGAACCAGAUCACAGCCUAGAGAGCUUCAAACGCUCCUUCUACCUGCCAGUGGGACCCAGGCUAAUGCCAAGCUCAGAUGAUUAUGAUGGAAGUGAAGGAGACUCUGAAUCUGAAAGCGAAGAUGACCUGAGUGAGAACUCAGACUCUCCAUGGCUGCUUAGCAAUUUGGUCAACAGGAUGAUCUCAGAGGGCUCCUACCCAAUCAGCUGUCCUGAGGAGUGUUUCAAGAGGAAAGUGUCUGUGUCUGAUACCAUCUCACCAUCCUCCGAUAUUGGAGAUGGAGAUGGCUUCAAUGAUGAGGACCAAGCUAAGAAAGUUGGAAUGAAUGGAUCCCAGGAAAGAGGCAAAGAAAGUGAAGAAUCAAGAAGUAUUAACAUGCAGUCUUCAAAAGGAGCAACAGUGAUAAAUUCUCAUCUCUAUAUGAGCAAUCCAACUGCUGAUACCAUAACCCCACUGAUUUUAGAGUGUUGUGCAAACACCUCUUUGCAUACUACUAAAGACUGUGACAAGAACUUUGUAGAUAAACCAUCUAAGAAUGCCAUGAGACAAGAAGAUGAUCCCGAGCCCAAUAACGACUUGAUGAUGUUGGAGGAGAGGAAAGAUCUCGACUCACCCAGCCUUAGUGAGAGUGUGAUCAGCGACAAAGAUGAAGGACGAGAAACAGAGCCCAAGCCAACGAGCCGUUCCUCAGCCUCUCUCGAGCGUAUCACAGAAGUCAAACACAGCCUGACACUCGACAUACCCAGUGCUCAGACUAACCGAUGCUUCAGCCUCACUUAUUCCACAGACAAUGAUGAAGAAGAGGACGAUGCAGACUCUUAUCCUUUCCUAGGUGGCUUAAGGAAGCAGUCCCGUAGAGGUAGUGACUUAGAGCUGGACAGUUCACCACCCAUUGAUUCCAGCGUGCAGAAUCAUCCCUUACCUGAUCAUGACCUCCCACUGUGUGAGAAAGACCUGGAACUGAGGCAGUCAAAUGAAGACGAUGGACUGGCCUAUGACUCCAUGAAGUACACACUAGUGGUGGAUGAGAAUACUACACUGGAAUUGGUCAGCCUUAAAAGGUGCACUUCUGUUCUGAGUGAUGACAGUGAGCUUUCAACUCUUUGCGAUGAGGAGCCUUUGGGGACUGCUAACGUGGACUAUGGUCAUGAUGAUGAGGAGGAAGUGAGGCCAGAGCUUCUGAGCUCUUCUGAAGACUCUUCUCCCGAAGCUGACCUCCCUUUCUCCAAGAAAUUUCUCAAUGUGUUCGUCAACAGCACCUCCCGCUCCUCCAGCACAGAAUCCUUUGGACUUUUCUCUUGUACCAUCAAUGGAGAAGAGAGGGACCAGACACACAGAGCAGUCUACAGGUUCAUUCCCAGGCAUGCAGAUGAGCUGGAGCUGGAUGUGGAUGAUCCCUUAUACGUGGAGGAAGAAGAGGACGACUACUGGUACAGAGGCUAUAACAUGCGGACAGGGGAGAGGGGCAUCUUCCCUGCCUUCUAUGCUCAUGAGGUCAUAGGUCAAUCCAAAGAGCUGCUGGGAAUGAAAAGGAAUCCAGCGUGGAUCGAGACUUUCAGCGUGCAGUUUUUGGGGUCUGUUGAGGUACCUUAUCACCAAGGCAACGGCAUUCUCUGUGCUGCCAUGCAGAAGAUUGCAAUAUCAAGAAAACGGACGGUACAUGUGCGACCUCCCUCUCUAUGUGAGCUGGAGAUUAGCUUGCAAGGAGUCAAACUGAUUAUGAGCCUGGAGGAUGAAUAUGACACCCUUGAUGAGUAUGACAGAUGUAGUCACUUCUUCCAGAUGAAGAACAUCUCGUUCUGUGGAUGCCAUCCGAGGAACAAUUGCUACUUUGGCUUCAUCACUAAGCACCCAAUGCUGAACAGAUUUGCUUGCCAUGUGUUUGUGUCCCAGGACUCAAUGCGACCUGUAGCAGAAUGUGUCGGACGAGCCUUCCAGGAGUACUACCAAGAGCAUCUGGAAUAUGCCUGCCCCACUGAGGACAUCUAUCUGGAGUGAGAAAUGUUGCCAUGACAACCUUCUUCCUCCACAGCUUGUGUAUGUUCAUCAAUUUUG